This is a messenger RNA of Phytophthora sojae, 795 nucleotides long. RefSeq lists its product as hypothetical. Gene Ontology annotation, molecular function: RNA binding; structural constituent of ribosome. Gene Ontology annotation, biological process: translation. The record is from RefSeq and is a predicted model, not a curated record. Gene Ontology annotation, cellular component: cytosolic large ribosomal subunit; ribosome. The transcript is spliced from 3 exons. NCBI's taxonomy places the organism in Eukaryota, Oomycota, Peronosporomycetes, Peronosporales, Peronosporaceae. Bases 36 to 653 code for a protein of 205 amino acids.
GCAACUUUCUGAGUAACUUCGCGCGAAGUUGAAAGAUGGUGAAGCACAACAACGUCAUCCCCAACGGCCACUUCCACAAGUACUGGGAGUCCCGAAUCAAGACUUGGUUCGACCAGGCUUCCAAGAAGAAGACCCGUCGCCUGAGACGUAAGGCUAAGGCCGCUGCCAUCGCCCCGCGUCCGGCCGCUGGUCUGCUGCGCCCCGCCGUGCACUGCCCCACGAUCAAGUACGGCUCGAAGGUCCGUGCCGGCAAGGGCUUCACGCUCGAGGAGCUGAAGGAGGCUGGCAUCAACCGCAAGCAGGCUCUGAGCAUCGGCAUCGCCGUGGACUUCCGCCGCACCAACAAGUCGGUGGAGUCGCUCCAGGCCAACGUGCACCGCCUCAAGGCCUACAAGGCCAAGCUCGUGGUGUUCCCGCGCAAGAGCAACAAGCCCAAGAACGGCGACUCGGCCGCCGAGGAGACCAAGAACGCCGUGCAGCACACGGGCCCGAUCCUCCCGAUCACGCGCUCGAGCGUCAAGUCGACCACGGCCGUCAUCACGCCCGAGAUGAAGGAGAAGAGCGUGUUCACGCAGCUGCGUGUGGCUCGCGCCGACAAGCGCAUCUUCGGCAAGCAGGCCAAGCGUCUGGCUGACAAGAAGGAGAAGAAGUAAGUGUCGUUCGCGUCGACAUUUACUGGCCAGCUCUCUUGAUCGACCUGUCUCGUUGUUGAGAGGGACGGCGCUCCCGAAAGUCUUUUGCGGAAAAUUGGAACACAAUACAUCGCGCAUCAAAAAAACUGCUUUGGCUCGGUGU